Rana temporaria (common frog) is the source of this 5894-nucleotide messenger RNA. RefSeq names its product activator of transcription and developmental regulator AUTS2 (gene AUTS2). Lineage: Eukaryota; Metazoa; Chordata; Amphibia; Anura; Ranidae. The record is from RefSeq and is a predicted model, not a curated record. Bases 36 to 3794 code for a protein of 1252 amino acids. The transcript has 19 exons.
UUGCUGCCUGUGCUGCUGCUGCUAGUGUGGGUGCAAUGGAUGGCCCACGGUGCAAUGGGUUUCGCAAGAAGAGGAGAUCCAAAUCCCAAAGGGAUAGGGUGGUGAGGUCCAAAGGAGGAUUAGGUGUUGCCAGGACUGGUUCUUUGAUUUCUUCUUCUGGAUCUGAAAAAGAAGACAAUGGGAACCCGACUGUUUCUUCCUUGUCCAGACCAAAGCCCCCCAGGAGAAAAAGGAAAGAGUCCUCUUCGGCUGAAGAAGACAUCAUUGAUGGAUUUUCAAUGACCAGCUUUGUGACUUUUGAGGCACUGGAGAAAGAUGGUGCCUUGAUGCCAGAUGAGCGAGAUGCCAAGCAGCAGACACCUCUCACCAAAAAGAAAAGGGAGAUUAUAAGCAAUGGACUGUCUUAUAAACUGCAAAAGAACAACAAGUACGACCCCCACUAUGGUUCAGACAGGGAAAAUGACCGUAACCUCUGCCAAAAGCUAGGAAAGAAAAGGUUUCAGAAGAGGCUCAACCAGCUGAAACCACUACAGAACAACUGCAGAGAGAGUGACAACGAAAGUCAGAACAGAGAAUCAAACCCUUCACAGAGAGCCACUUCACAUGAACGACUAAGUGAUAGCUCAGCUGCCUCCAGCCUGGGAACUGGCUACUUUUGUGACAGCGACAGUGACCAGGAAGAAAAGGUUUCAGAUGCCAGUUCAGAAAAAUUCUUCAGCACCAUCUCAAAAAAUGAUUCCGAGUUGGGUGUCAGUUUACUGACAACAAAUAGUAGCAAAGAUGCUUCAGGUCCAGUUCUACCAAAAGUGUCGGGACUAGAGAGAAGUCAAGAGAAGAGCCAGGAGAGCACUCAAGAGUUGCAGUUUGAGACGGUGGUGUGUAAGGACCUGUGCCCACCAUCUUUGCCUGCAGUGCAGCCAGAAAUAGAGGCACAACCGUGUCUUUCAUCUCCUGGACCAGUUAUAAUCUCCCUUUCAGCGACACCAACACAAACACAGCAGGAGCCUCCUCAGCCUCCUCAUUCUUCUCUAGAGCAAGAAGCAGCAUUGCCACCUCAGCCACAAGUGCAGCUGCCACAAAAGGCUCAGCCACUUCCUCAACAACCUAUUCAUCCAAGCUCUCCAGCAGUUCAAACUCGACCUCCCUCUCAGUCAUUGCCCCAGAGCUUGUGCAACUACAACAGCAGCAGCUUAAGUGUGAACAGUUUAAGCAGCAGCAGAAGUAGUACUCCUGCCAAAAGUCAAGUGCCACCGUCUCACCUGUCUCAUCAUCCUUCAGCUUCUCCGUAUCCUCUGUCUUUACCAAGUCACAGUCCUUUACAUAGCUUUACACCCACCAUCCAACCUCCAGCACACCAGCACCACCCAAAUAUGUUUGCCCCACCUGCUGCUUUACCUCCUCCACCACCACUGACUUCAGGGGCCCUUCAAGUUCAAGGACACCCAGCUAACAGCACUUACUCAGAACAAGACCUUCUCAGACAGGAACUGAACACACGCUUUUUGGCUUCUCAGAGUGCAGAUCGUGGAGCAUCAUUGGGCCCACCACCAUACCUAAGGACAGAGUUUCACCAGCACCAGCACCAGCACCAGCAUCAGCACCAGCACACUCAUCAGCAUACACACCAGCACACCUUUACACCUUUUCCGCAUGCUAUCCCGCCAACUGCCAUCAUGCCAACUCCAGCACCGCCCAUGGUGCGUACUCCAGGCAGAAAUUUUGACAAAUUCCCUACAAAAGUUGACCCCUUCUACCGUCACAGUUUAUUUCAUUCAUACCCUCCAGCUGUAUCUGGCAUUCCUCCCAUGAUUCCUCCCACUGGUCCCUUUGGAUCACUACAAGGGGCAUUUCAACCUAAGACUUCCAAUCCCAUUGAUGUUGGAGCUAGACCUGGAACUGUCCCACACACUCUGCUGCAGAAAGACCCAAGGUUGGCAGAUCCUUUCAGACCUAUGUUGAGGAAACCUGGAAAAUGGUGUGCCAUGCACGUUCAUAUUGCCUGGCAGAUAUACCAUCACCAACAAAAGGUCAAAAAACAGAUGCAGACAGAUCCGCACAAGCUGGAUUUUGGCCUAAAGCCUGAGUUUUUGAGCAGGCCACCAGGUCCAAGCCUCUUUGGAGCUAUUCAUCAUCACCAUCCGCACCCCCAUGAGUUGGCACGCCCUUCAACACUGUUCUCCGUUGCUGGUGGAGCACACCCAGCUGGCGCACCUUUUGGUCAUCCACCGCACCACAGUAAUUUUCUUAACCACUCUGCUCAUCUUGAACCAUUUAAUCGUCCAUCAACAUUCGCUGGUCUUGCCUCUGUAGGAGGAAAUGCCUUUGGGGGACUUGGCAAUCCCUCAGUCACAUCUAACGCAAUGUUUAGCCAUAAGGAAGGGCCAAAUAUUCAGAGUUUCAAUAACCCUCAUGAACCAUGGAAUCGACUUCAUCGAACACCACCUUCUUUCCCAACACCUCCACCCUGGCUUAAACCUGGGGAGCCUGAACGCAGUUCUUCAGUUACAGCUCAUGAUCGAGAUUCAGAGAAAAGAGAAUCGUCAUCCAAAGAUGAUAAAGAAAGGGAAAGCAAUGAGAAAAGGCACUCUAGUCAUCCUUCACCAGCACCUGUUACUCAAGUUAAUUCAUUGGGACAUAAUCGCAGUUUAUCAGAACAGAGCAGAAGUCAUCUAAAUAAUGAGAUACGGGACAAAGAAAAGACCAAGGACCGCGAAAGGGACCACUCUGAUUCAUGGAAAGAAGCUAACGUGGAAGAGCACAAAGCAAAGGAAAACCAUAUUUCUGAAAAGGAAAGCAUUGUACAUGACAAUAGAGCUGCAGAGGAAGCCAAGCAGGUCUCGAGGGUACCCUCCCCUUAUGUUAGACCACCAGUGAUGGAAAGCACUAGACCUAAUAGCACUUCAAAUAGAGAUGAGAGAAAAACCGAGACAUACGACAGUCAUAAGAAAAGUAAUGAUGUCAAAGUAAAAGAGGAAAGAAAGGAAGAUCAUGAUGUUUUAGUUUCUGAGGCACCAAUUGUGCAUAGGUCCUCCGAACAACAUCCUCCAAUAUCUACAUCAAACAUUCAUCCGAGCCAUUUAGGGUCUAUGCCAAUGGCUAUGGGUGUAACAGGAAUGCAUCCAAUGAACAGUAUUGGUGGCUUAGACAGAACUCGCAUGAUGAAUCCUUUCAUGGGUAUAAGCCCAAUCCCAGGCGGUGAACGUUUUCCAUAUCCAUCAUUUCAUUGGGAUCCUAUGAGAGAUCCAUUAAGAGACCCUUACAGAGGACUGGAUAUUCAUAGGCGUGAUCCCCUUGGAAGAGAUUUUUUUCUGCGAAAUGAUCCACUUCAUCGACUUGGCACUCCAAGAAUAUAUGAAACGGACAGAUCUUUUAGAGACAGGGAACCCCAUGAUUACAACCAUCAUCACCAUCAUCUUUCUGUUGAUCCACGUAGGGAACAUGUAGAAAGAGCAAGCCAUCUGGAAGAGAGGGAACGGUUACACAUGCUUAGAGAGGACUAUGAACAUGCCCGUUUACAUUCAGUUCAUCCAGCUGCUUUGGAUGGUCACCUGCCUCACCCAAGUUUAAUUACUCCAGGACUUCCAAGCAUGCACUAUCCCAGGGUCAGUCCCACAGCUGGACAUCAAAAUGGACUUCUUAAUAAGACUCCACCAACAGCAGCACUAAGUGCCCCCCCUCCCCUUAUUUCUACUUUGGGAGGCCGACCAGGAUCUCCCAGGAGGACUACUCCAUUGACUGCAGAGAUAAGAGACAGACCUCCUUCUCACACGUUGAAAGAUAUUGAAGCACGGUGAAUCUAAUAGAUGUAGCUUGAGGACAAUUAACCUGAUUUAAUUCAGAGCAAGACUUGACAUACAAACUUUGUACAAAUGUAAAGCCUCUAAGAGCAAUGAUUUUCACUUUUUGUAUAUUAUACGUUGCAGAUUUCCAGAUCUUUUAGCCAAUUCAAAUGUUUGUCUUCAAAUUAUUUUACUAAUGUAAAGCAUUUGAUUGGAACUGAAGGAAAUAAUUCAUUAGAUCUAUUUGGACUGUAUCAGACUUGUGAUAUUGAAAGAAAAUGUAAAUAUGUAUUUACAAUGAUUUGCUUCAUUGGUUAUUGGUUCAUAUAUGCAAAAGGAUAGGAUGAAAGCUUUACUGUGUACAAAUGUAAAUAGACAUAAUACAAUAAUACUUCUUAAACUGUGCAGUUUACAACCUUGCUAUUUAUAACACAGUCUGCUCUUACUGUGUAUGUUAUUAGAGACAACUAAACCCCCUCAACUAUGCAAUUAUUAUUAAGGCUUUCAACAUAAAGCCAUUGUAACACAAAUGGAUCUAUUUCCCACACUCACACAAUUAAAGUCAUAUUGUCCCUAAGAAAGUCAUGUUGAAAUACCUAUUGCAUUUUUCUAGAAAUCUUUCUGUAUUUAAGUUGUUUUUCAACAUUCUAAACAAGGAUGUUAAUGAUAUCCCCUAUAAUUGUUAUGCAGCCAUUUCAAUAUAAUUACUGGAUCUUUUUAAGUGGAAUGGAAUGAUGUUUAUUUAAUUAUGUAGUAAAAAGAACAGGUAGGUUAUCUUACUCAUAGCAAACUGUUCUGAAGCAGAAGUAGAGAGAUUGGGUCCUCAAAGCUGCACUUUCAAUUCCAAUUCCACCAACGGAUCCCUCAAUGCAUGGGUUUCUCAGUGGUUUUAGCAAGGUAGUAAAAAGCUGCAUUGGCAAAUCAAUCCCACCAAAGACACCAAAUAUCAGCAUUUGCCAUGUUUGAUAGAACAGUAGUAUAUAUGCAUCAUGGAGCUCAAAAUACAUACAUUGAUAUAAACUUCAAUAAAUAUUUUUCUUGUGGUAGCCAUUAUAAUACUUCCACACAUAAAAGUGCAGGGCUCCAUUCAUCUAUGCACAACUGAACAAUAUACAAACUUAUAUACUUCAAAUAUGCAUUUAUCUACAACAACAAUUGUUUUCAGCACACUGUCUAUUAUAAUGUCUGUAACUGGAUUGUAACUGGAAGAACAAAACAAAAUUUCCUAUGGUCAAUGAACAAACCAGAAGACAAGUUUUUGGCAUUAGCCUUUCUAACAGCUAAAAUGAAAUGACUGGUGGUUUACUUACAUAAUUGCUCUUUGCACUACAUUAUUAAAUACAUCUCCAUUUGCCAACCAACUCAAGGGAAGCAAAAUAACUUUGUUAUUGAGGGUAUAUACAUUUGGAAACUGAUGUUUUAAUAUGAUGCACAUUCUAUCAUAUUGGUUAAAUUGUUGACCCAAAUGACAAGUACGAAAUUUAAAGCACCCCCCCCCCCCACUACCACCACCCACCCACCAUAUUUGUUUUGGGCAUUUAGUUCAUGAUCUCAUAAUAACACCUGUUGGAGAGGAUAUGACUUUAGCAGUAAUAAAUACCAUACACAUUUGGUUUACUGGGUUGUAAAUUAUAUGUAUGAAAUAAACAUAGUCCAUUGGUCUUCUAGUGUAUUAAAGUGAUAUCUUAAGUUGUUAUCCUGUUUUGGCAACAAAAUCAGAACACUGAAAAAAACUCCAGACAGUUGUUUCUAAUAAGCAGAGAUCUAUUUUAGUAGUCAUCUGAAGGUUUAGUUGUGAGCUUCAGAUUUUGUGAACUCCAGAUGUUGUGCAGUGUUUUUUAAAGAACAAACCCUCCCAAAAGAUUAUGUACACUGGAACAGUAGUGGUAGCUUUCAGUAUUGUAAAGAAAUUGUUAUAUACAAACCUUUUGCUGUUUAUCCUGUAUGUAAGAAAUUUCCUUUUUAGAUCAUAUGUAAAGAGGAAAAAAGAGUACUGAAAAGGAAAAAAAAAAUCAAAACAUAAAAAUGAAGCAACUCGAUCUUCAGCAUGUUCCUCAUCAGCGAAGACUUGUGUUAUGUAAAUUGUGCCAUGUUAUUAAAAAAAUGUGAACUAAG